CCGAGAUCUUUCACGACUUGCACUUACACGACACGGCAAUCCGCAGUCCCCCACACACAGACACGCAACACACUCACGCACGCCGCGCAAGUCACAAUGACUGUCACGACCCCGAUCCGUUUCGACAUUCACCGCAACGCCUUCGCCUACCACUACUCCAUCACCGCGCACAACAGCACCGCCACCGACACCGCCCUCUACUACUGCGACGUAACCCGCUUCACCAAGUCAUCCACCCCAGACAUGGUCCUUUAUGCCGGGUCCUCACCGGCUUCUGCCUCCCCCAUCGCCCUCUCCCACAUCCUCCAGUUCUCCCAGAGCUUCAAGAUCGGCCUGGGCGACGCCGUCCCGCGCCACGCCACUGUCCCGGACGCCAUUCAGUGGGAGGACCUACGGCGAUCGACCUUCACGGGUGCCGAGCACCGAUGGGGCAUGUCUCUCGCGGUGUCGGACUCCAAGGCUCGGGACGGUCGUCGCAGGCUUGCGCUGCUGUGGAAGAGGACGCGCAGCGUACGCGCCCAGGGUGCCGAGGACGGGAUCCGCCACCGCGGGUUCCGCGGCUGGAAGCUGCUCGACGAGGAGCAGCCCGACGAGGUGCUUGCCGUCUUCACGCUGGAUCAAGUCUUUGGUCGACGGGGUGUUUUGCAGAUCAAUGCCGACUAUGGUGACGAGUUUACCAUCGCGGUGCUGAUGACGCUGUUGACCUUGUAUGAGCGGUCCGAGAUGCGGUAACGUGACGUGCAAAGUCGGACUGGGUGAAAGGGGGAUUUGACUGUGCUUGGUCGGCCUGCGAAACAGUCAUCUACCACGACGGUUCCACUUACUCAUAAAGCUUCACCUAAGCAAGGGUGUGCAAGGCACCCUCGGUAUCAAACUAUCGUCAUCAGCCGGCGUAUGCACCAC
Molecule: messenger RNA, 903 nt
Organism: Purpureocillium takamizusanense
Lineage: Eukaryota; Fungi; Ascomycota; Sordariomycetes; Hypocreales; Ophiocordycipitaceae
Exons: 1
Coding region: 97-732 (211 amino acids)
Source: RefSeq, a predicted model, not a curated record